CUCUCCCCUGUUUAGUUUGCUAUUUACAAUUAUACCCCUCUCUCUCUCCUCCCAGAUCUUCGUCCUCUCACCCACACCCUCACUCCAAACGCGACGCACUUCGAGCGAUAGAGCAAACGAUCAGUGAUCGUAGAUCGAUCGUUGAGCCGAGGAGGAUCAGAAGCAUCAAUGACGACGUCGAGCUGUGCGAGAAUGGACACCGUCUUUCUGUGUUCGAGGUUCGGUGUCAAGUCAUUGCCGUUUUCGUCGUCUUCACUUCUCUCUUCCUUUCCUGUGUUUACUUCGGCGAUUCGACUUCGUGCGAAGACGAGUUCUGGAUUUCAUUCGGUCAGAGCCUCCUCAUCUUCCUCUUCUUCCUCGUCAGCGGCUGCCGUCGCCGGAGCUCAAGGCAUUAAGAUUAAAUCGGUGCCGACGAAGCCAAUCGAGGGACAGAAGACUGGAACGAGCGGCCUCCGGAAGAAGGUUAAAGUUUUCAUGCAAGAGAAUUAUCUUGCCAACUGGAUCCAGGCACUGUUUAAUUCAUUGCCACCGGAGGACUAUAAGAAUGGAGCGUUGGUUUUAGGAGGCGAUGGCCGUUACUUCAACAAAGAGGCUGCACAGAUAAUCAUCAAAAUUGCGGCUGGGAAUGGAGUUGAAAAAAUUUUAGUUGGACAGGAUGGCAUUUUAUCAACACCAGCAGUUUCUGCUGUGAUCAGGAAAAGACAGGCAAAUGGCGGAUUUAUUAUGAGUGCAAGUCAUAAUCCUGGUGGGCCUGAAUAUGACUGGGGUAUCAAGUUCAAUUACAGCAGUGGCCAGCCUGCUCCUGAGACCAUAACUGACAAGAUUUUUGGAAAUACCCUCUCAAUUUCUGAGGUUUUGGUGGCGGAGAUUCCCGACAUAGAUCUUUCUUGUGUUGGAGUUACCAAAUAUGGGAGCUUCAGUGUAGAAGUUAUAGAUCCAGUUUCUGAAUAUUUGGAGCUUAUGGAGAACGUGUUCGAUUUUGAUCUCAUCAGAGGCCUUCUUUCAAGACCAGAUUUUGGGUUCAUGUUUGAUGCCAUGCAUGCAGUUACUGGUGCUUAUGCGAAGCCCAUAUUUGUUGAUAAGCUUGGAGCAAAACCUGAUUCAAUCUCAAAUGGAGUGCCUCUAGAGGAUUUUGGACAUGGCCAUCCAGAUCCUAAUUUGACAUAUGCAAAGGAUUUGGUUGACAUUAUGUAUCGUGAUGAUGGGCCUGAUUUCGGAGCAGCAAGUGAUGGCGAUGGUGAUAGAAACAUGAUCUUAGGGAAGAAUUUUUUUGUAACUCCGUCAGACUCUGUUGCUAUCAUUGCCGCCAAUGCCCAAGAAGCAAUUCCAUAUUUCCGAGAUGGUCCUAAGGGAUUAGCUCGAUCUAUGCCAACAAGUGGUGCUCUUGAUUGUGUUGCCAACAAGCUGAAGCUUCCCUUUUUUGAGGUUCCCACUGGAUGGAAGUUUUUUGGAAACCUUAUGGAUGCAGGGAAGUUGUCAAUCUGUGGAGAAGAAAGCUUCGGUACAGGUUCUGAUCACAUCCGUGAGAAGGAUGGCAUAUGGGCUGUGUUGGCGUGGCUUUCAAUUAUUGCAAACCGAAACAAAGACAAGAAGCCAGGGGAGAAGUUGGUGUCUGUUUCAGAUGUCGUGAAAGAACACUGGGCAACGUAUGGGAGGAAUUUCUUUUCCAGAUAUGACUAUGAAGAAUGUGAAUCUGAAGGGGCCAAUAAAAUGAUCGAGUAUCUUAGAGAUCUCGUGUCUAAGAGCAAGCCAGGUGAAAAAUAUGGAAACUAUGUCCUGCAGUUUGCAGAUGACUUCUCAUACACUGACCCAGUUGAUGGAAGUGUUGUCACCAAGCAGGGUGUUCGGCUUGUUUUCACUGAUGGAUCCAGGAUCAUAUUUCGGUUAUCAGUAUUGACACGGCCAGCAGGUGCUACCGUUCGAAUGUACAUUGAACAGUUUGAGGCAGAUGUUUCGAAUCAUGAUAUAGACGCCCAAACAGCUCUAAAGCCUUUAAUUGGUUUGGCGCUGUCUGUAUCAAAGCUGAAGGAAUUCACAGGAAGAGAGAAACCUACUGUCAUUACAUAAAGCUAUUUAUUCCUCUUCGGCUCAUCUUUGCCCUUAGCCCUGCUGCGAGGCAAGUUGGUUUCCCUUUAUUUUUUACCUCGUUUAGUCCUGUAAAUGCUCCAUGUUCAGUUUGUCUGCCACGCAGCCUGAAAAUUCUGGAGCAUUUAAGUACGUAUUUGUGGCAUAUAAUUGAGGAGCAUUUUAAGUUCGUACUUCGUAGUUGUAACAAAUAAUUUGUAUACUAUUUACAGAAAUAGAACCUGUCCUAUUUUUGGUACUAGUUAGAAACAAAAUCAAGCCAGGAGAAUGCUUGAUCGAUA
Molecule: messenger RNA, 2366 nt
Organism: Tarenaya hassleriana
Lineage: Eukaryota; Viridiplantae; Streptophyta; Magnoliopsida; Brassicales; Cleomaceae
Product: phosphoglucomutase, chloroplastic
Exons: 22
Coding region: 169-2067 (632 amino acids)
Biological process (GO): carbohydrate metabolic process
Cellular component (GO): cytosol
Molecular function (GO): magnesium ion binding; phosphoglucomutase activity
Source: RefSeq, a predicted model, not a curated record